AUGAUCUCCAUUUGGGAAGAGAAGAGCUUGCAAGGAGCUGCUUCCCUUGGCAAAGACAUCAGGAUCCUGGUCCUGAAUUUCAGCAAAAACCUGGCAGAGGAACACACUGCUAGAAAGGAAGAGAAUCAGCAACCCCCACCCUCCAAGCACAACAGCUAUGCUGAGGCGACAAGAACCUCUCCUACCGGCCCCAAGACACACACCAUACUGCCUGCGACCCCGUACAAGACACCACAACCAGAGAAACCCUCACGCAUUUUCCUCCGCCCCCCAAAGACCACCCAAAAGUCAGAUUUUGUGUGCGUCUGA
Molecule: messenger RNA, 309 nt
Organism: Aspergillus chevalieri
Lineage: Eukaryota; Fungi; Ascomycota; Eurotiomycetes; Eurotiales; Aspergillaceae
Exons: 1
Coding region: 1-309 (102 amino acids)
Source: RefSeq, a predicted model, not a curated record